Messenger RNA from Humulus lupulus (European hop), 1757 nucleotides. RefSeq names its product probable receptor-like protein kinase At5g24010. The transcript has a single exon. The record is from RefSeq and is a predicted model, not a curated record. Gene Ontology annotation, molecular function: protein kinase activity. Lineage: Eukaryota; Viridiplantae; Streptophyta; Magnoliopsida; Rosales; Cannabaceae.
UCUCCUAAAUUCCAAUCCCAACCCCAAACCAAACGAAAUUCCCGAUCGCACACUAUCUCUCUCCAAUGGAGUUUCACUGCAGAAACUUCGUCAUCUCUCUUCUCCUCCUCCUGUCUCUCUCAUUCCCGCCUUCUAUCUCCUACAAGUUCUUCUCUCCGGUCGACAACCACCUCGUAAACUGCGGCUCCGCCGAGGAUACUACCGUCGACAAUCGCCGAUACUCCGGCGACUGGUCUAAUCGUAAAUUACCAUUCUGCCCCUCGGAUCUUUCCGUUGCCCUCAGAAAUGAGAACCCUUCCGCCGGUUCCUCCCAACUAUACGACACGGCUAGGGUUUUCAAGAAGCCUUCGGAGUACAAAUUCGAUAUCAGAGAGAAAGGGAUCCACAUGGUACGCCUCCAUUUUCAAAACCUUAAUUCCUCACAAUUCGAUUUCGGUAACGCCCAAUUUCACGUUUUGGUUAAUAAAUACGUCGUUUUGAGCAACUUUAAUGGCGGUAAUUCAGUGGGAACCCCUUUGGUCAAGGAAUACCUGAUUCGAGUCGAUUCCGAAACACUUUUAAUUAGGUUUUUUCCCACUGAAUCUUCAAAAUUCGCGUUCGUGAACGCGAUCGAGGUGAUUUCUGCUCCCAAAGACCUCGUCCCUAAUAAUUCCCUGUGCCUAAACUCUAACGAAACCAUGAAUUUCAAUGGCUGGUCAAACCAAGCUCUCGAAGUCGUAUACAGAGUCAACGUCGGAGGUCCUAAGGUGACACCAUUUAACGACACUCUUUGGAGAACUUGGGUUGUCGAUGAUGAGUAUUUGGAGUCGAGUUCCGGAUCGGAGAGGGUGUAUUUCGGUGGCCGAAUCAAGUACCAAGCUGGGUUUGCAAGCCGCGAAAUUGGACCUGAUAACGUGUACAAGAGCGCGAGGUUGAUUCGGAGUAACGGUUCGAUCCCGAAUCAUAACAUUACUUGGGUUUUUCCGGUGGCUGGAGAAGGUUACAACUACCUUGUCCGAUUGCAUUUCUGUGAUAUUGCUAGUAUCUCACUUGAGUUGCUCUUCUUCAAUGUUUACGUGAAUGGAAAAUUGGCAUUGGAGAACUUGGAUUUAUCAAGUGCUACAAACGAAAUGCUGGCUUCUCCGUACUAUGCAGACAUUGUUGUUGCUGAUUCAGAUAUUUCUGGUGCUUUGAAUGUGAGUGUUGGACCUUCAAAGGACAGCAUGCCGUAUGUCAUUGAUGGUAUUCUUAAUGGGGUUGAGAUCUUGAAGCUGAGUAACUCGAUGGGCAGUUUUGAUGGUCCUGAUUCUGCUGAUGUUGUUUUGAGACUUUGGCCAGGGAGAACUGGUCUUCUGAUACCUAUGGUUGCUGCUGUGUUAUUGGUUUUGAGUUUAUCUAUUGUUUUGCGUAGAAAGAUUACUGAGACAAAGGAGGCUCUUGGGUGGUCGAAAUUGCCUGUGAAUGUCUCAGAAUUUGAUGCCAAACUUGGCGUUUAAACCAGCAGCAGAAGGGUUUACAUGGAAAGUAAAAAAUUUGUGGCAGAACGUGCCAAAGAUAAAGAACUUACCUGAGGAGCAAGACAGUUGUCUAUUAAUUAGUUUGUAGUGUUUACUCGAUUGGAAUUUGGAGCUUUAGUUUUGUUUUGUUUUGUUUUCGUAAGUUUAUACUAGAAUUAUGGGCAACUGUGUAAUGACUUUUGUGCAAAAAUGCAAAUGUAUAAUGUGUAUGCUGUCGUCUGUGUACAUAUAUUUUGUAAGAAGUAUUUGGUUUAGCUUUGA